CUGUGCAGUCCUUGCUCGGGUGUUGGGCAAUGAAUGGCAACGAUAGGUGCGCGUGCAAGAGUUAGCGAGUGCUUGGUAUUCGUGCGUGAACCUUUCGGGAAGCAGCCUGAAAGCUCCACUACAAUAUCCCGGCAAUGGCAGGAGAGCCAAUGAAAGUGCCACCCCCUGGCUAUGCUGAGCCGCCACCAUCUUACCAGGCCUCCAUGCAAGGCUUCCAACCCACCCCCGGCUUUCCUCCACCGGGCACGCAGCCCCCGCCGCCGCCAGGAUUCGCAGCGUCAGCUCCUCCCCCGGGCGGUGCUCCUCCUGGCGGCCCAGCGCCCUAUGCAGCGUGGCUCCCACAGGGCACGGCUGUGCCCACCGUGGUGGUCAACGUGGCCGAAUGGGGGCCUUACCCAGUGCAGCUGACGUGCCCCAACUGCGGCGCACAGGUGCUGACAGCCACAUCGACGCGUCCAGGCCUUCUCACCUGGCUGCUGUCAGGCGCAUGUGUCCUUUUUGGCUGUUGGCUGGGUUGCUGCCUGAUUCCCUGCUGCAUUCCCGAGUGCCAGGAUGUGGAUCACCACUGUCCGAGUUGCAAGCGGCACCUGUGCACCUACCGCAGGCUCUGAGACAGGCCCUGAUGGGACGCUCUACAGCAGUCUGGAAACCAUGGGGACCACCAAUAAGCCCGGCAGCUUCCCUCGGGCAUUUGCGCACGCCAAACGUGUCGCUGCUGCCUUGGGAGCCUUCCGUACGAACCCGUGCUCACCCCUCUGCCCGUGACAGCACCAAACAGUAGCCGCUAGAACCUUGCGCCUGAGAGCGACAUUUUUCAUCAAUUUCCGUUUCAAUGGAACUUCCCCUCUCGACUGUGCACGUGGCAAGAUGCCUUCCCUUUGGCAAUAUUUGUGGUGCAAUAUGAGCCUUUAUUUUUUUCACGUACUGGACAAGUGAAUAAAUAAGAAACUGAAGUAUUGAUUUUUGAAAAUAUAUAGAGUCUGUAGAUGUGUAAAUAGACGUUCCUUCCAGCUGCUCAUGUGAUGCGCAGUGUAGUUGAAAUGUGGGAUUGUGAACAGCUGCAGGAAUGUUCUUGGCAUGGAUUUUUUGCUGCCAUGGGAUGUGUGGACUCGUAGCCUACAAUCUACGUUCCUCAAAGAAGGGAGGAGGGUGAGGGAGUGGCACCUAUGAAUGCAGAAUGCCUGCUUGAAGAAUAAGACCUGGAGCCAUGUCUGUAGGUUCUAGUAGAACUCGUUGUUGGGCUAGUUGGUGCGUUGCAUCAAGGAAUUAUACCAGCCGAAAACAGACGAACACAGGAAAGGGUGAAGGAUACAGGAAGGUAGUCUAGCCGCUUUCCCGUCUCCUUCACCCUUUCCUGUGUUCGUCUGUUUUCGGCCGGUAUAAUUCCUUGAUCCAUGUCUGUAGGACUCAGUCCGUUUUCAAGGAGAUGUUUUUCUCUUCGCGCGGCUCGAACUUCUCACUGCAACGACCUGCUUCAUUGUGAUGCAGAAUGAACAUGACUCAGUUCCAGCAGGAAGUUCAUGUUGCUUCCAACCUGCUGUAUUCGAGUUGCUCAGCGCAGAUAGCACCGACUCGUGCCGGCAUCAAAUUUUAUUCUCUUUGCAUGAUGUAUGGCACGUCAGCAUUCGCCGAGCAGAAAGCUCCAUUGCCCGUCAAUUGACAGUUUGUAAGUAUUGGCUCCUGCAAAACAGUGAAGAACGACAUGGCUGACUAGCAGCUAUGACAGAAGUGCAAAAGGAAUGGUUCACAUUGUCAGGUUCAUAGCGAGGAAUCUUGUUUUACAAUGCAACUACUAAUUUUGUGACACCCAAAGUAAUCAACCUCGCAGAACUUCGUUGGUGGCACGCUCGCAAUGUGGAAUGUGUAUUGCAAUGAUGUGGCUACGCCUUAAAUUUGUUGCACACAAUCUAUCCUACCAUCUUUUUUUCUUUUUCUCGUUUUUACAGUAUUGUGUAAUCACACAAUUCUCAACUUUCCUGAAUUGCUACUGCACUUGUAUGUAUGUUUUAGGCAGAGACAGUGAUUUCGGUACUGUAUGUUUCAAUAAAGCAAAAUUAUUCUCGAUUCA
Rhipicephalus sanguineus (brown dog tick) is the source of this 2068-nucleotide messenger RNA. RefSeq names its product cell death-inducing p53-target protein 1. The record is from RefSeq and is a predicted model, not a curated record. Gene Ontology annotation, molecular function: zinc ion binding. The coding region runs from base 135 to 611 and encodes 158 amino acids. The transcript has 4 exons. NCBI's taxonomy places the organism in Eukaryota, Metazoa, Arthropoda, Arachnida, Ixodida, Ixodidae.